Brassica oleracea var. oleracea is the source of this 1697-nucleotide messenger RNA. Its product is annotated as probable protein phosphatase 2C 48. Gene Ontology annotation, biological process: protein dephosphorylation. Bases 398 to 1546 code for a protein of 382 amino acids. The transcript is spliced from 3 exons. Gene Ontology annotation, molecular function: cation binding; protein serine/threonine phosphatase activity. Lineage: Eukaryota; Viridiplantae; Streptophyta; Magnoliopsida; Brassicales; Brassicaceae. The record is from RefSeq and is a predicted model, not a curated record.
CUCCGACGGCCGCAAGUAUCGCAACUUUCUCUCUCUAAAAACCCAAAUCCAACGUCUCCGUUUCUCUCUCUCUUCAAACGCGUCUUCUUCUUCUUCAUCAUCUCUCUCUCUCUCUCUAUAGUAAUCAUUUUCUCCUCCUCUCUUCACCUUCAUUGAUCUGAAAUCGAAUGAUGGAUUCUCAUUCUAAACCAAGUUUGUGAAAGAUUCAAAUAAAAGAAGGAACCUCCUUUCUCAUCCAUCCCUCGAUUUUUUCAUCAGAUUAAUGUUGUUGACAUCUGUAUCCUGGGUCUGUGGAGUUGGAAUCGACAAGAAGAUUGCGUCUGAUAAUAUAGUCAUAAACACCGAUUUAAUGAACGAUUUGGUAGCUGGUUCUUUUGGUUAGAGAGGCAUGUGAGUUAUGGUAUCUACAACAUUCAGGAGAAUUGUGACGCCUUGUUGGAGACCUUUCGGUAUUGGAGAAGGUUCUGUUCCGGAUGAUGAUUGUAACGGCCGUCUUGAUGGUCUCUUGUGGUACAAAGACUCCGGUAACCACCUCACCGGAGAGUUCUCUAUGGCGGUGGUUCAAGCGAACUCCCUUCUUGAGGACCAUAGCCAGUUAGAGUCUGGUCCUAUUAGUUUCGAUGAGUCUGGUCCCGAAGCGACUUUUGUUGGUGUUUAUGAUGGUCACGGAGGUCCUGAGGCGGCUCGGUUUGUGAACGAGAGGCUGUUUUACAACAUGAGACGGUGCGCUUCUGAGCAGCGAGGGGUCUCUCCCGAUGUGAUCACCAGAGCGUUCGUGGCGACGGAAGAGGAGUUUCUUGGUUUGGUUCAGGAGCAGUGGAGGACCAGACCGCAGAUUGCUUCCGUGGGAGCUUGUUGCUUGGUGGGUGUUGUUUGUAAUGGAUUGCUGUAUGUCGCAAACGCGGGUGACUCUCGUGUUGUCUUGGGGAGGCUUCGGAGUCCGUUUAAAGAGAUGAAGGCUGUUCAGCUAUCCUCAGAGCAUAACGCUAGUGUUGAGUCUGUGAGAGAUGAGCUGCGUUUGUUGCAUCCUAGUGACCCGAACAUUGUGGUAGUGAAACACAAAGUGUGGCGUGUGAAAGGGAUCAUACAGGUUUCGAGAUCCAUCGGUGACGCGUACUUAAAGAGAGCAGAGUUUAACCAAGAACCGUUGUUGCCUAAGUUCAGAGUUGCGGAACGUUUUGAGAAGCCUAUAAUGAGAGCUGAGCCGACGAUAACAGUUCAUAAGAUACAUUCUGAAGAUCAGUUUCUUAUAUUUGCUUCAGAUGGUUUGUGGGAGCAUCUAAGUAAUCAAGAAGCUGUUGAUAUCGUUAACUCUUGUCCACGCAAUGGCGUGGCAAAGAGGUUAGUGAAAGCUGCAUUGCAAGUAGCAGCAAAGAAGAGAGAGAUGAGGUAUUCGGAUUUGGAGAAGAUAGAACCUGGCAUUAGGAGACACUUUCAUGAUGAUAUCACUGUGAUUGUUGUUUUUCUUCACUCUGCAAAUUUGGGGCUUCGAACUCUGGUCUCGGUCAGAGGAGGUGGUGAACUCUCAGGCAGUGCCAUUUUCUAGUCUUUUUUUUUUGUUACUCAAUAAUAGACAAAAAUAUAAUUUUCCCCCUUUUUCAAAUCAGAAAUUUGAUUUUGUUUGCUUCUUUCUUUACAAAAUGUUUUUUUAAUGAUCUUUUGGUUUGUCAGAUACUUUGUUUAAAUUAUUUUCUGAA